Molecule: messenger RNA, 3471 nt
Organism: Argiope bruennichi
Lineage: Eukaryota; Metazoa; Arthropoda; Arachnida; Araneae; Araneidae
Gene: NKAIN
Product: sodium/potassium-transporting ATPase subunit beta-1-interacting protein 1-like
Exons: 6
Coding region: 287-1171 (294 amino acids)
Biological process (GO): regulation of sodium ion transport
Source: RefSeq, a predicted model, not a curated record
CUGAGUAGGGGAGGAAGACAGUGAUGUCUGUCUUGACUUGAAACAAGAUCAAAAUACCGCUUAAUGUUUGUGUGUGUGUGCUUUCAGUUGUUUAUUGAAGAAUUAAUCACUUUGAACUUGUAGAUGUCCUCGCUGUUGUCUAUUUACUCUCAAAUUAAUUCCUACUGCUAUUUUCUGCUGAAACUUUUACAUACCGAUUGCUUUGUAUUAUCAAUUAUGUGAUCAGCGUGAAAAUCCGGAUGUAUGUUUUUUUUAUUGUUCAGUGUUUUAUGAUGUGAUUUUGACCAUGGCUUGUUGUGCCAUACGAUGUAUACUUUUAUCUGUUUGCACUAUUCAGCUGGUAUCUCUGAUACAGCGUCAGGUUUUGGAUUUUUUAGGGUACAUGUGGACACCCAUAAUAGUAAAUUUUAUUCAAAUUAUUAUAACCAUUUUAGGAAUUUUUGGAACUUAUCAAUAUAAAAUAAAAUAUUUAAUGUGUUAUGUUGUUUGGACUUCUUUGUGGUUGGGAUGGAAUAUCUUUGUCAUCUGCGUGUAUUUUGAAGCUGGUAUUCUAACGAGAGAUACAGAUGUCUUGAAUAUGGGUACUGGUAGCCAUAGCUGGUGGCUUGUGAAUGGCGCAGGAUGUAGGCCUAUUUACAAUUCUUCUUAUGAUGAUCCUUAUUUGUUUCCUACUCCUACUUCUGUUGAAGGAUGUGUUCUAGAAUAUUUUUACAUUGAAGCUAUACAAGCUGGCCUUCAGUGUUUCCUAGCUAUUUUAGGAAUACUUGCUGCAUGUGGUACAAUUUAUGUCUUUAGUAGAGAUGAAGAUUCUUGUUCGGUAAAACAGAUCAGGAAUUUACCAUAUAGCAUUGAAUAUCACAACAAUACAGCGCCUCCCGAUCUCAAUUCCAAUGCCUGCCAGCGCCCCAUGACCCCAAGAAAAGUUAAACAAAGGUCAACACGUUCCAAGCGUGGCUCCAGAAGACGCUAUUACCAAAACCCUGUCACAAAACUCAUAAACCAAUCAAGUCAACAGAACAAUUUUAAUUCUGACUAUUAUCCAGCACAAACCAAUCCUUCUUUCUCCAUGUCUGAACCUCCUUCAGAAAGUGGAUCGAGACCAACUUCUGUACUUUUCCUGAAUGGAAGACCUAGUCCUAUAUACAUGAAUGAAUCGGAUACUGUGAUCUGACAGAUUGUCAAAUCUGACUUGAUUCAAAUGUAAAUGAUACUGAAUCUUUGCUCAGGGAUAGUACCUGUUUCAUCCGAGAUAUUCCAGAAGGUAAAAAUGUGGAUUGCUAUUUGUGCCUUGUAAAAUUUAAAAUUAGUAUGUGGUCAAUGACAAUUCAAGUUGGCAAGUAUGCAGAGAGUAUGAGAGUAUUACAUCCCUGGUGAAAGAUACAAUAUGUUUUCCAGAUCUUUAAAAGACUUAAAAUGAUCCCUUUUAAAUUACUACCCAACUUAAUUUCAAACUUAAAUUAUGUUAAAUACCUAUAAGUAUAACCUAUAAAAUUAAAAUUCUGAUUUUUGAUUGGUUUCUUUUUUUCUUCUUUUUUUUUAAUAUGUAGAAAAUUAUUUUUAAAGACUUGUUUAUAUAUGUAUAGUAGUAGGUAUAAAAAUAUGGUAAAAUAUAUAUAUAAAAAAAAAUUCCUUGUAUCAUAUCAAAUAAAUAAAUGAAAGGGGGGGGAAUUCAAAUUGACCCCACUUUAACUUUGAAGUGUUGUAUAUAUGCCUGUGGAAAAUUGUUUCAGAUUUUCAAGUGAUAAACAAAGCAAAAAGAAAUAAAGAAAAGGAUUUUUUAACCAUGAAAAUGAACUGCAUUUGUCAUUUAAUUAGUUGUGCCUAGCAUUAAGGGGUACGAUAAAAUUUUAUUCAGAAUAUUGGCUAUUGAUUUUUUUAAACUGUAUUUUGUUUAAAUAUAUAGUGGUUAUUUUUGAAAUACAUUGGAACUAUUUAAUACAAUGGAAUAAUACUGAGAACUUUUCUCAUAUUGCCAACUUGAAUUGUAGUUAACUGUAAUUUUCUUAAUUCUUCUUAUACAUUUACACUGCACAUUUGAUUUACAAUAUGUGUUUAAAAGGAAAAAUAUAUACUUUAUUUUUGCUGCCAAAGGAAAUUUAAUAUUUCUGAUCAUAGAUAAAGCUGCAAUACAUGCUGGGACCAAUUUUUCAUAACAAGAAUUUUUUUUAAAUAUGAUAUAAGAAAUAUACAUGGUGAAAUUUUAUAUGAUUUUUUAAAAGUUUUAAAUGAAGUUUUAUAUUUAAUUUAUAAGUUUUAUCACACUUCUUUCCCUUUUAAUAUAGCAUUGACUUUUCUAAUAUUUUUAAAUAGUAUAAUUAGAUUCAGAUUAGUGUGUAUAAAACUGAAUAUUUUAAAUUCUACUAUUCAUUGAAGAUAAAUAAAAUUAUUUUUAUUUUAUAAAUGAUGAGACAUAUAUACUCCUGAAAAAAAGACACUAAACAUUAUUAAAAAGAAGAAAAAAAUACUUUUCUUAAUUUCUUCUCUAUGUGGUUUUAACCCUCCCAGUGGCCGUACUGGCCUUUUCUGAUCAUAAUGUUUAUUUCUAUUCGUAUUUAUUUGUACAAUUUUUGUAAAGCAUGAGAGAAAAAGAUCUUCAGAUUAGUAAAUUUCAGUGUAUAUAAAUAGCUUGGCUAUUAAUUUGACAGCUGAAAAUUAUUAGUUCUAAGCUAAUUGAAGCUUUAAAUUUAAAACAGAUUAAAGUGAAAAAAAAAAGUUAUUUUACAUUUGGCAUGUUUUUUUCCGAGGAGAGGAAUCAUAUUAUUCCCAGUUUCUGAAUACCCAUUGAAAUGUACAUGUUAUGUAUUCCAAUGGAAGUAAAAAUUCCCAUUUCUAAAUUGUUUAAUAAUGCAUGAUUAUAUUGUUCUUAAUAAGAACAAUUGCUCCAUUAAAUAUGUAUUUUAUACAUGUCAUUAAUUCCUGCAUGAUUCAGCUGUAAUGUAACUUUUAUUUGUCUAUCUUUUGUAUUAUGAAGGUUCCUUAUAUGCUCUAAAUCAUUUAAACUACAGGCAGCUUUUGUAAUCUAAGUUACUAUAUUGAAAAAAGGUAUAUACAUACCUAUUCUGAGUUCCUGAAUAACUUAAUUUGCCAAAUUAGUUUUGGUUUUGAAAGUUUAAAUUUCUUUGGCAUUUUUUUUAGAUCUUUAGAGCCAAAAUGAGUAUUCAUUGCACUAAAUGCAGCUGUUAUAACAGUAACAAAAGAAUUGAAUUUUUUUAUCAGUUUUGUGUUUAGAUUGAUUUAUUUAAUAUAACUAUUCACAUUUUCACAGCUACCAUGGUAGUUGAAAAUAUGAUAUUUAGUGAUUGCUUCUGUUAUUCGAGAAAAGCAUUCCAAAAAUCUAAAUAUAUUCUCUUAAAAUAACAAUAUUGAUAUAAUUUUUAAAUAAUUACAAUAUUUUUUCAAAUGAUAAUGAAAUUAUUGCAAAAAACGUUGUUAUUUUUAAAAUUAUUUUAAUUGGUAUGCUUUUGUAUAUAU